This is a messenger RNA of Rattus rattus (black rat), 1724 nucleotides long. RefSeq names its product solute carrier family 36 member 3 (gene Slc36a3). Bases 212 to 1642 code for a protein of 476 amino acids. The record is from RefSeq and is a predicted model, not a curated record. The transcript has 11 exons. Gene Ontology annotation, cellular component: vacuolar membrane. Gene Ontology annotation, biological process: glycine transport; L-alanine transport; proton transmembrane transport. NCBI's taxonomy places the organism in Eukaryota, Metazoa, Chordata, Mammalia, Rodentia, Muridae. Gene Ontology annotation, molecular function: glycine transmembrane transporter activity; amino acid:proton symporter activity; L-alanine transmembrane transporter activity.
GAACUUCCAGUCUAAUGAUUCCUUCCUCCUCCUGGUCAGUGUUCCCGGUGGACCUCAGCAUCGAGGACUGAUCUGGGAGAGGCUGAAAGUCUGAGGCCAGACAUACCCAGAAGUCAGGAGCCAGCAUGAGACCUGCUGUAUGGCUUCUCCUGAUGAAAGCCCGUUGAAAGCCUGGGGAAGCUGAGUGUUAUAUCUCUGCUGCUUGUCCAUCAUGGGGAAGACACCUCUGCUUAGAGAAGAUGGCAAGUCUCAGCGGAAUACGUUUGGUGGGUCCAAGGCCUCGUCAAAAGGCAGCAGCAGCAGCAGCAACAACACUGUCUCCUCAAAGAAGAAACCUCGCAGGAAAGCUGAUGCACUAAUGUUUAUACAAAUCUUUAUCCACCUGUUGAAAAGCAACAUUGGCACAGGCUUCCUGGGACUUCCCCUGGCUGUGAAAAAUGCUGGAUUGUUGGUGGGGCCUGUCAGCCUCUUAGCCAUCGGAGCGCUCACAGUGCACUGUAUGGAUAUCCUGCUGAACUGUGCCUGCCAUCUCACUUCGAGAUUGCAGAGGAGUUUUGUGAACUAUGAAGAGACCACAAUGUACAGCCUGGAGACAUGCCCAAGUCCUUGGCUGAGGACGCACUCUGUGUGGGGCAGGUACGUCGUAAGCUUCCUGCUCAUCGUCACUCAGUUGGGCUUCUGCAGUGUGUACUUCAUGUUUAUGGCAGACAAUUUACAACAGAUCGUGGAAGAAGCUCACUUCACCUCCAAUGUCUGCCAGCCUAGGCAGAGCCUGGUGAUGACGUCCAUCCUGGACACUCGAUUCUAUAUGCUCACCAUCCUGCCCUUCCUCAUUCUUCUGGUGCUCGUCCAGAACCCACAGGUGCUGUCCAUCUUCUCUACCUUGGCCACCAUCACCACCCUGAGCAGCCUGGCUCUGAUCUUCGAGUAUCUCAUCCAGAUCCCACACCAUAGCCACCUGCCCCUGGUUGCAAGCUGGAAGACUUUCUUGUUGUUCUUUGGCACAGCUAUCUUCACCUUUGAAGGCGUGGGGAUGGUUCUGCCUCUCAAAAGCCAGAUGAAGAGCCCACAGCAGUUUCCCGCCGUGCUCUAUCUGGGGAUGUCCUUUGUCAUCUUCCUCUACAUCUGCUUGGGGACUCUGGGCUACAUGAAGUUUGGCGCAGACACUCAGGCCAGCAUCACCCUCAACUUGCCCAAUUGCUGGCUGUACCAGUCAGUCAAGCUGAUGUACUCUGUGGGCAUCUUCUUCACCUAUGCCCUCCAGUUCCACGUCCCGGCUGAGAUCAUCGUCCCCUACGUCGUCUCGAGAGCAUCUGAGAACUGGGCUCUGUUCAUAGACCUGACUGUCCGCGCAGCCUUGGUCUGCCUGACCUGUUUCUCAGCCGUCCUCAUCCCCCGCCUGGACCUAGUCAUCUCCCUGGUGGGCUCUGUGAGCAGCAGUGCCCUGGCCCUCAUCAUCCCGCCCCUGCUGGAGAUUGCCACGUUUUACUCUGAGAACAUAAGCUGUACGACCAUUGCCAAGGACAUCAUGAUCAGCAUCCUGGGCCUCUUAGGAUGUGUACUUGGGACGUACCAAGCCCUCUACGAGAUGACCCAGCAGAGCCGUUUUCCCAUGCUCAACUCUACAAAUGUCCACACAUAAUUACCUAUUUUUAUUUGAAUAGCUCUUCCCUCCUCCCAUCCUCCGUUGGAUUCCCAGUAUAUGUGUUCAUCAAAGCCCAGCA